Messenger RNA from Telopea speciosissima, 3027 nucleotides. Its product is annotated as pentatricopeptide repeat-containing protein At1g18900-like. The coding region runs from base 201 to 2840 and encodes 879 amino acids. The record is from RefSeq and is a predicted model, not a curated record. Gene Ontology annotation, molecular function: protein binding. NCBI's taxonomy places the organism in Eukaryota, Viridiplantae, Streptophyta, Magnoliopsida, Proteales, Proteaceae. The transcript has 2 exons.
UUUAGGGUGUGAACUGCAAAGCUGAAAAGAGUUGUUUUUUUUUUUUUUAAUUCUUCUUCAAUCGCUGCCUCCUCCAACUACUCUGGAACUGACGGCGGAGGAGGGGAGAGCCUGAGCCUCUCCUUCUUUCUUCACGCUCCUAUCUCCCUAUUCCUUCCUGUUUCCGACCAAGACUCUGAAUCAGAGGCUAUUUUAAGAUAAUGUUAAGAACAAAACAGCUCGGUACCUUUUCCCAUUGUGCGAGGACUUUCUUCCUUAGUGGUUCACGAUGUAAUACUGCAGAUGGAAGUUCAUGUACCUGCACUGAAGAUGAGACUUGUGUCUCACGGAAGCAGCAAAGAAGUAAUGAAGUUCUGCUUCCACAGAAGACCUCAGAACAAGCUGGAAGUCUACCUUUGGGAGAUGCAGUGGGAACAGUUAGUCAUCACAGAGCAGAGAUUGGUGCCUAUCAAGCUCCAGUGCGACAUAUUCCACCUACUCCUGCUUCUUUAGCAAGGUUUGAUGAUGCAAAGUAUGUUAGUGGCAAUAUCCAUGAUUCUCACAAGGAUUUGGUGCCUUCCUCCACUCAUGUUGCUGACCAUUUUGUUAAGGCUGGUAUUGCAGCAGUUAGUUUCCUUCAUGAUUUGGCAAAUUAUAAGCUUCCUACAUCAAAUGGAAGUGGGGCACUUCUCUUGCCCCAGAACUGUAUGGUUGAUUCUGCUAGGCCCAUUUCCAAUGUAAGGUCAUCAAAUGGAAAGCCCCAUAAAAGAGACUACUCCAAAUCCCAUGGAAAACCAUCAGUUGAUGUAGCAAGAGGGUCACACUCUACAACUCACUAUAAUGGUUCAAAAGGUAAAGCUGAAAAACCUGGACCUGGUACAGAGAGAGGUUUUGACAGUGUUCCAAGCACAGCAGCAAGGAAUUCAGCAGAGACUCGCAGCUGGCCUUCAGAUUCUAGUGAUGGGAGGCAGUCCAUACCACAGCGACAUGGUGAUUCAUACCAUUUUGUUGCCAAGUCCAAGGCAAAAGGACAGACUUCAGAUGGUAAAGUUUUUGGAUGCACUGCUGAAGGCAUUAAAUCUGUUGAUAAGGUUCAGAAGCCACAGAGAUCUACAAAAAUGCCAAUAGGGCCAAUAGGAACCACCUCAAUGAGCCGGCAGUCUGUAAAUGCUGGGCAGGCUGUGGAACGUGCUUAUCAUAUUCUGCAACAGAUGAAGUGGGGCCCAGCAGCAGAACAGGCUCUUGGGAAUCUUACCUGCACAUUCAAUGCAUAUCAAGCGAAUCAAAUUCUGAAGCAGCUUCAAGAUCAUUCAAUUGCUCUCAGUUUUUUCUACUGGUUGAAACGCCAGCCAGGGUUCAAACAUGAUGAGCAUAGUUACACCACCAUGGUUGGUGUUCUUGGACGUGCCAAACAGUUCAGUGCAAUAAACAAGUUACUGGAUGAGAUGGUCAGGGAAGGCUGCUGCCCUAAUGUGGUUACAUACAACCGAUUGAUUCAUAGUUAUGGUCGUGCAAAUUACAUGGUUGAGGCAAUCAAUGUUUUCUACCAGAUGCAAGAAGCUGGAUGCGAACCUGAUCGAGUAACCUACUGCACACUAAUUGACAUCCAUGCGAAGGCGGGGUUUCUUGAUGUUGCAAUGGACAUGUAUCAAAGAAUGCAAGAGGUGGGUCUCUCUCCUGAUACAUUUACAUACAGUGUUAUAAUCAACUGCCUUGGGAAAGCUGGUCAUCUAGCUGCUGCUUACAAGCUGUUCUGUGAGAUGAUUGCUCAUGGUUGUGUUCCCAAUUUGGUUACGUACAAUAUCAUGAUUGCAUUGCAAGCAAAGGCGAGGAACUACUCUAGUGCUUUAAAGCUGUACCGGGACAUGCAGACUGCUGGAUUCCGACCUGAUAAGGUGACAUACAGCAUUGUAAUGGAGGUCCUUGGUCAUUGCGGAUAUCUUGACGAAGCAGAAGCUGUCUUUGCAGAGAUGAAACUAAAUAAUUGGGCUCCUGAUGAACCUGUGUAUGGUCUCCUGGUUGACUUGUGGGGAAAAGCUGGCAAUGUUGACAAGGCUCAAGGAUGGUAUCUAGCGAUGCUCAAUGAUGGUCUACGCCCUAAUGUCCCAACCUGCAAUUCCUUGCUUAGUGCAUUCCUUAGGGUAUUCCGGUUUUCUGAUGCUCAUGAUAUGCUGCAGAGCAUGAUGAGAUUGGGUCUGCAUCCUUCGCUGCAGACGUAUACUUUGCUCCUUAGUUUCUGUACAGAAACACAAUCACCAGUAGAAAUGGGCUUUUGUUGUAAGCUUAUGGCCAUCACUGGCCACCCUGCUCAUGGAUUCCUACAGUCCCUGCCUGCUGCAGAACCAGACGGGCAGAAUGUACGAGAUCAUGCAAGCUACUUCUUGGACCUUAUGCACAGUGAGGAUAGGGAGAGCAAGAGGGGACUUGUGGAUGCAGUUAUAGAUUUCCUUCAUAAAUCAGGCCUCAAGGAGGAAGCAGGCUCAGUUUGGGAGGUCGCUGCACAGAAGAAUGUCUAUCCAGAUGCAGUAAGGGAGAAAAGAUCCUGUUAUUGGCUUAUCAACCUUCAUGUUAUGUCGGAUGGAACUGCUGUUACAGCCUUGUCAAGGACGCUUGCCUGGUUUCGCAGGCAAAUGCUUGCAUCAGGCAUUGUACCCAAUCGCAUUGACAUUGUGACUGGAUGGGGGCGGCGCAGCAGGGUAACUGGAUCUUCUCUUGUCAGGCAGACAGUAGAGGAGCUGCUUCAUAUCUUUCAGUUUCCUUUCUUUACUGAAAAUGGCAACUCUGGGUGUUUUGUGGGGUGUGGUGAGCCUCUUAACAGAUGGUUGCUUCACUCCUAUGUGGAGCGAAUGCACUUAUUAUAAUUGUUGGUUAUCUUAGUUCAAUUUGUAGCAUAAAUGUAAUUUUGUUUUGUAAAGAGGAAUGGUAGUUCUUUUUUAAUAUUAUGUAAUUUAAAUUCAAGGCUGUUCUUAUGAACAGCUGUGUUGAAUCAAAUAGCUUGUUGAGUUUCAAGAUUAUCGUCUGCACGGAACCAUUUGAUUUUUCUUGGUA